UUACGUUCCUUUAACGAGGAGGGAGAUGUCGCUCGACGAUGACGCCGCUGCUAUCACGUGUUGUAAACGCGACGCAUUACGCCCAACACGUGAGGGAACACGUUUCGAAGCGAGGAAGCCCAACGGAGAAUUCUCUUCCGCGGCACUUUCCUACGUUACUACGGAAGCACACGCGACUAAGCGCCCGUUACCGUUUACUCGGAAUGAAGAGAAAAAGGGAAACGUGUUCGCUAGGCCACGAAGAGCACGUUUUCUCUAUGCAGAAGUGCACGCAGCACCGCCUUGAACCAGAUACCUCGGCGUCGACGGUGACUAAGGCACACGUGACGAAACUAGCAGGAAUAAUUUAUUUUUCAUCUGCGAAUAGGCGACCGAGGAUGGAAUUCAGCCAAAUGAUCGUGUUAGAUAUGAACGGAGCUUAAUACGACAAGACCUAUUCUAUACGUUAGCGAGCGGAGAACAUCGUUGAGCUUGCAAAGAGAACAGGUCGAGAAUUUGAGACGAUGUGGUUAUUUCGAGAUCAUUCAAAGGGCGAAGUGGGAAUAACUGAGCUAGUGAACGAAACGGGGAACCUUCGGGCUACUUGUAUCCAGAUUAAUCUAUUUUAAAUCACAUUAUUGACCAUGAUAAUUGUCUGUCGGUUUUAGUCCAGCCUUUGAAAAGGAUUUCGUCGAAAUUUACAAAAAUAGAUUUUACCUUUCUGUUCUAUUUAUUCUGCCCUGAAGAUUUGGUUCAUUAGUGACAUAAUUUAGCCAAAACCAAUGCAUAGAAUUAAAUGUGGAAA
This is a messenger RNA of Osmia lignaria (orchard mason bee), 784 nucleotides long. Lineage: Eukaryota; Metazoa; Arthropoda; Insecta; Hymenoptera; Megachilidae. The record is from RefSeq and is a predicted model, not a curated record.